UAUUGCAUGUUAUGUAUGUUAACAAGGCAGUACUUAGAUUCCGAUUAUCUUCAAAGAUGAAUGGACCGGUACUUCUCAUUUCCAUAUUUCUCUUCCGGAAUGUGUUUGCCCUGACAGAUAUUCCAAAUGCAGUUCUUGUUGAUUCGGUAACGGCCUAUUCGGUAUCCGUCUCUUGGACACCCUUUCCUGGUAGCGUAAGUUAUCAGGUAGUUUACACUGGACCAGACCAAACAGAGGGGCAAGUUUUCUCAACCAGCCCUUAUACCAUUCUUACUGGACUAACUCCUGUAUCUCGAUAUGACAUCACAGUGCGAUCACUAUUGAUCACUCAAAAAGAAAUAGACGUUGGCAAUGUCACUGCAAUUACAGGACCCGAUCGGUGUGGUCAAAAUCCGUGCCUGUAUGGGACGUGCUUGGGAGAGUUCUUCCUCUGUAUAUGUGAGAUUGGUUUUACUGGACCAUACUGUGAAACAGAUAUCAAUGAAUGCAUUUCGCCCCCUUGUCAAAAUGGCGCCAGCUGUAUUAACACCAUUGGAGGUUACCAGUGUCAAUGUAUACCAGGUUUCACUGGAGUAGACUGUGACACCAAUAUAGACGAGUGUCUCGGCCUACCUUGCCUUAAUUCUGGAUCAUGCUUAGAUGCACAAAUUGGUUACUAUUGCGUAUGCCCAGUGUUCUAUACAGGACAAAAUUGUGAGAUUGGUGCAUUUUGCAAUAUGACAUCUCAAGACACGGUCUACGGAGAGGCUACUCUGGAUAGAUCAAUUGUUGGAUCAGUAAUGAAUUCAAGUACUGCAUGUCCGUUUAAUACGACACAAGCUGGAGCGCCUAUCCUAACUGGUUAUUGUACCGAAGAGGUGUUCGGCUACUCCUGGACCAUUGAAGUAAACUGCAGAGGAUUCCGUGGGGCACUGGAACUUUUAGAAGAAAUACUCGAGGAAGGAAUCACAGAAGACAACCUCGAAGAGAGUGCCUACAGGGUGGCCAUCAUCACUAUGCAUUCAGAGGACUUCACAGCCCUUGAGGCUAAUCUCGUUGCUGACAUCAUGGAGAGUAUUGCCUGGUGGAACUCGAGUAACUAUAAUGUGACAACAUCUUCUGUUCUCGUAGUCAACAAUGUAAUGAAUAUCGACGAGGAAGAAUUAUUUACUGCUCAGGAACAAAAUGAGUCACCUUCUCGAUUGGUUCAAGGUCUUGAGAGACAAGUUGGUAACAUCGAACUUAAUUCUACUACGGCUUUUGAUGAAAGGUUUGCCAACAUUGCUGCAAAGGUUCAAACAAUUUCCAGUUCAGAUGCAUCGAAUGGCGUCGUGAUCAGAAUGUCGGGCCUUGACAUCACCGAUUUCUCCGAGACAAACACAUCCAUAACUGCGAUAGAUUCUAGUUCUAACAGACCAACCACAGCAACACUUGUACAAACCGUCGUUCCUGCAGAGGCAUUACGUCUACCGCUCGAAGAUGACAUCGCAUCGUUGAUUCAAUCUCCUAGAAUUAUAUACAUGGUAUAUACCAGCGAUGUCCUUUACCCUUCCAAGUACAUCCAGAGAUUGAAUGAAAAUAACGGAAUUUUCAUUAGGACCGUGAACACGCCGGUAGUGGCUGUUAUCGUGGGUGGACAAAAAGUUGAGGGCUUGUCGCAAAGCGUCAAUUUCACAUUCUCCAAUAUCAUGAGUGAAAACUACGACCCAGUCUGUACUUUCUGGGACACUGGAACCGGGAACUGGUCGACUCGUGGAUGCACACUAGUCAGUGUGGGUCCAGACACAUCGUUUACACAGGUCACUGUUCCAGAGAACGUAGAUGUGAUCGAUACCAACAGUGUGACUUGCGCAUGUGAUCAUCUGACCAGCUUCGCAGUCAUCGUCGACCUUUACCCCGACGGACGGCCAAACAAGGUAUUUCGAUGGCUGAGCAUUAUUGGGUGUGGAAUAUCUAUCAUCAGUCUCAUCAUCACUGUCGUCACAUACCUCUCUUUGCUCAAGAAACUGCGCUCAUCUCGCGUCGACAAUGUCCAGCUCUACAUCCUCUUGUGUUUCUGCGUCACACUACUUGGCCUUUACGUUGCUUUCCUCGUCAUCAUUGGCUUCGAUCGAGAAUCUCGCGUUGCCGAGUUAGGGAUUAUUCCGUGUAGUGUCGUAGCUGGCCUCGCCCACUUCUUUGCGUUGUCCUCAAUGACGUGGAUGGGUAUCGAAGGGUUUCAUAUCUAUAUGACAACGGUUCGAAUCAUUAAUACUUACAUACCAAAGUUUAUGAUCAAGGCCAUCCUGGUCGGUUGGGGCAUACCAGCCGCCAUUGUUGGAACAACGGGUGGACUCCUGCGUGGUGACUAUGCAGCAAGAGAUUUUUGUUACGUGCAACAGUGGGCCUUGAUUGGAGGAUUCCUGGUGCCCAUGGGAGUCAUUCUACUCACCAACACCAUCAUCUUCCUCCUCGCCAUCUGUCGGCUCUGCCAAUCCGCCAGGCUCCCGGGACGAGUAUGGAAAGACCGCGAGGCCGAACGUCGAGCGUCCAUUGAGAGGACGCAGACUGGCGUCUCGUUUCUGGUCCUCAUGGGGUUGACCUGGUCCACCGGAUACCUGGUUCUUUUGCAGGACGACACCUCAGAGGUCCUCUUCAUCAUCUUCAACUCCUUGCAAGGGUUCUUCAUCUUCGUACUCGCUUGUUUACGGAAGCGUGUAGUGCGACAGCGAUGGAAAGAGUUGUGUUGUACAGGUUGUUCGGAACCUGAGAAGAAUGGCUCUCGGUCGAGUCGUGAUCUCAACAAGCCAUCGCAUGGGAGCCAUAGCUCCAGUACACCUCUGGAGCUAUCGGGUCUUCAUUAAGAUUUCAAAAUAGCUCUUCUCAGAUACCCAAGUCUUGAAGAAUCGUUAAACGUUCAUUAAAGCUUGUU
Molecule: messenger RNA, 2890 nt
Organism: Lytechinus pictus (painted urchin)
Lineage: Eukaryota; Metazoa; Echinodermata; Echinoidea; Temnopleuroida; Toxopneustidae
Product: adhesion G-protein coupled receptor G7-like
Exons: 15
Coding region: 12-2822 (936 amino acids)
Biological process (GO): G protein-coupled receptor signaling pathway; cell surface receptor signaling pathway
Cellular component (GO): membrane
Molecular function (GO): G protein-coupled receptor activity; calcium ion binding; protein binding
Source: RefSeq, a predicted model, not a curated record